Orcinus orca (killer whale) is the source of this 7371-nucleotide messenger RNA. It is a transcript of the gene SEC23B, whose product is annotated as SEC23 homolog B, COPII coat complex component. Gene Ontology annotation, cellular component: endoplasmic reticulum exit site; COPII vesicle coat. The coding region runs from base 464 to 2767 and encodes 767 amino acids. Gene Ontology annotation, biological process: intracellular protein transport; COPII-coated vesicle budding; COPII-coated vesicle cargo loading. The record is from RefSeq and is a predicted model, not a curated record. The transcript has 21 exons. Gene Ontology annotation, molecular function: zinc ion binding; GTPase activator activity. NCBI's taxonomy places the organism in Eukaryota, Metazoa, Chordata, Mammalia, Artiodactyla, Delphinidae.
UUCCGGGGCCACGCGUCAACGUUCUCGCUUCCCGGUAACUAAGGCGAUGAGAGGGACUUCCCACUGAAGCGAGCGGACGUCUUAUUGGAGUAGGGCGAGCUCCUGAGGCGCGCUGGCUGUGGCUAGGAAACAGUUCCCUAGGCGCCGGUAUUUCGUGAAGCAGAAAGGUUUAGAGGUGAACGUGGAGAAACCUGUAUUCUGAGUAAUUGUGAUUUUUAAGAACCAACCACGUCUGUCUUGCCCUGUUCCAAGAUGGCGGCGCAGCCUUUCUAAGUGUCUUGCUUCCGCUCGCCCGCCGGGGAGGCGCUCUUUGAUUGGCCAGCGGACGGCGCCGUGGCGUGACGCACAGGACGCUAACCAAUCGGCUUAGGGCUGAGUUGGACUUGGCGGUGGGAACUGGAGCCCGGCUCUUGCAGCGGUGGGUGCGUACGGCUGCGGCCAGGUGAGCGGUUCCGGCCAGACAAUGGCAACAUACCUGGAAUUCAUUCAGCAGAAUGAAGAACGCGAUGGCGUGCGUUUUAGUUGGAAUGUGUGGCCUUCCAGCCGUCUCGAGGCUACAAGAAUGGUUGUUCCCCUGGCUUGUAUCCUUACUCCUUUGAAAGAACGUCCAGACCUGCCCCCUGUACAGUAUGAACCAGUGCUUUGCAGCAGGCCAACUUGCAAAGCCAUUCUCAAUCCACUUUGUCAGGUUGAUUAUCGAGCAAAGCUUUGGGCUUGUAAUUUCUGUUUCCAAAGAAAUCAGUUUCCUCCGGCUUAUGCAGGCAUAUCUGAGGUGAAUCAGCCUGCUGAAUUGAUGCCCCAGUUUUCUACAGUUGAGUACGUGAUACAGCGAGGUGCUCAGUCCCCUCUGAUCUUUCUCUACGUGGUGGACACGUGCCUGGAAGAAGAUGACCUCCAGGCACUCAAGGAAUCCCUGCAGAUGUCCCUGAGUCUCCUUCCUCCAGAUGCGCUGGUGGGCUUGAUCACGUUUGGGAGGAUGGUGCAGGUCCAUGAACUCAGCUGUGAGGGGAUUUCCAAGAGUUAUGUCUUCCGGGGGACGAAGGAUUUAACUGCAAAGCAGAUACAGGACAUGCUGGGCCUGACCAAGCCUGCCGUGCCCGUGCACCCAGCGCGCCCGGCACAGCCACAGGAGCACCCUUCCAUUUCCAGCAGAUUUCUGCAGCCCAUUCACAAGAUCGACAUGAACCUCACUGAUCUUCUUGGGGAGCUGCAGAGGGACCCAUGGCCCGUACCUCAGGGGAAGAGACCGUUGCGAUCCACUGGUGUUGCUUUGUCCAUUGCUGUUGGCUUGUUGGAGGGCACUUUUCCAAACACGGGAGCCAGGAUUAUGCUGUUUAUUGGGGGUCCCCCUACCCAAGGACCUGGCAUGGUGGUUGGAGAUGAGCUAAAGGUUCCUAUUCGUUCCUGGCACGAUAUUGAGAAAGAUAACGCCCGCUUCAUGAAAAAGGCAACCAAGCACUAUGAGAUGCUUGCUAACCGAGCUGCUGCAAACGGUCACUGCGUUGAUAUUUACGCUUGUGCCCUUGAUCAGACUGGACUUCUGGAGAUGAAGUGCUGCACAAACCUUACUGGAGGCCACAUGGUGAUGGGAGAUUCUUUCAACACUUCUCUCUUCAAGCAGACAUUCCAAAGAAUUUUUAGUAAAGAUUUUAAUGGCAAUUUCCGAAUGGCAUUUGGUGCUACAUUGGAAGUAAAGACCUCGCGGGAACUGAAGGUUGCUGGAGCCAUAGGCCCUUGUGUGUCUCUGAACGUGAAAGGACCGUGUGUGUCAGAAAACGAGCUUGGUGUUGGUGGCACGAGUCAGUGGAAAAUCUGUGGCCUGGAUCCCACGUCUACGCUCGGCAUCUACUUUGAAGUAGUCAAUCAGCACAACGCCCCGAUCCCGCAGGGGGGCCGCGGCGCCAUCCAGUUCGUCACGCACUAUCAGCACUCCAGCACCCAGCGGCGCAUCCGCGUGACUACCAUCGCCCGCAAUUGGGCAGAUGCACAGAGUCAGCUCAAACACAUCGAAGCAGCAUUUGACCAGGAGGCUGCAGCGGUCCUGAUGGCGCGGCUGGGAGUGUUCCGAGCGGAGUCGGAGGAGGGGCCGGAUGUGCUCCGGUGGCUGGACCGACAGCUCAUCCGACUGUGUCAGAAGUUUGGACAAUAUACCAAAGAAGACCCCGCAUCUUUUAGGUUAUCAGAUUCCUUCUCUCUAUAUCCUCAGUUCAUGUUCCAUCUGAGGAGGUCUCCGUUUCUUCAAGUCUUCAACAACAGCCCUGAUGAGUCGUCGUAUUAUCGACACCAAUUUGCCCGACAGGACCUAACCCAGUCCCUCAUCAUGAUCCAGCCCAUCCUCUACUCCUAUUCCUUCCACGGGCCGCCAGAGCCUGUGCUCUUGGACAGUAGCAGCAUUCUAGCUGACAGAAUUUUGCUGAUGGACACAUUCUUCCAAAUUGUCAUUUAUCUUGGUGAGACCAUAGCCCAGUGGCAGAAAGCGGGCUACCAGGACAUGCCUGAGUACGAAAACUUCAAGCACCUUCUGCAGGCACCCCUGGACGAUGCUCAGGAGAUCCUGCACACGCGCUUCCCCAUGCCGCGGUACAUCAACACGGAGCACGGAGGCAGCCAGGCUCGCUUCCUUUUGUCCAAAGUGAAUCCAUCUCAGACACACAAUAACCUGUAUGCUUGGGGACAGGAAACAGGAGCGCCCAUCCUGACUGAUGACGUUAGCCUGCAGGUGUUCAUGGACCAUUUGAAGAAACUGGCUGUCUCCAGUGCCUGCUGAGCUGAGGACAUGAGAAGGAAAUGGAAGAAAACACGGUCACACUGUGCUCACAGUUGUUUGUAAAGGCUUAACGUUCCUUUUACUUUUCUGCUGCAUUUUAAUAAAUAAUCAAAAGAAGUGUUAUGUAACUCUUUAGAUUUUAAUUUGCUUGUAUUCCUUAUCUGUGCCCUUUUCUUUACACCAUAAAAUUAUAAGGUCAUAAACGUUUUGGUACCGGUAGAUGUUUAUAUGCUUUUUGUAUUCUAACUUUUAGAGUCUGUAUAAAAUCAGAACUAAUGUAUUUUGGCAGCUUGCUUACAUGAAAAUCAUAAUGAUCAGAAAGGAAAUAAAUCUGGAUGAAGAAGCACUGGUUAAAAUAAUGCUAAUACAAAUUUGAUUUCUGAGGUCUCUGUGUGUUUUAAGUAAAUUCCCCAAGAGGUAAUUCCUGAACUUAAUCUUCAUUUACUGUCAAGGAUAUUGUUAACAUUAACAGACAAAGAAAAGUAAGAAAUAUGUGAAACUUUAUUGAGGCAGAGUGGUCUGGAGUGGCACUGUUCCUACCUCACCUGAGCUACAGAGAACAGAUUGCUGGUCACCAGAGGGGAAGGGGUGGGGGAGGGUGAAAUGGGUGAAGGGGGUCAACUGUAUGGUGCUGGAUGGUGGUGAGCACACUGUAGUGCCUACAGAAGUUGAAUUAUAAUGUACACAUGAAACAUAUAAUGUUAUAAACCAAUGUUACCUCAAUUUAAAAAAAUUACAGCUUAUUCUACUCAGUGGAGUUCAUCCUUGUUUAGAGGUUAUAUCCCCUUUUAACAUGGGCCAAUUGCUAGGACAGCUGUCAUCCAGGAAUUUCUUUUGUUUGGACUCCUAGGUUAGUUGCAGUUUUCCUUUUAUCUCAUAAGUCAUUUUGCUGCCUUAAGUGACUGUUCCUAAAAAGAGCAUACAAGAGAUAAUUCACAGAGCCUGUUCUGCCUUCAUACCUGACAGCUUUACUGAGUAUAAACUCUAGGCCCAAAAUAAUUUUAUCUCAAAACUUUGGAGGCAUUUUUUCAAUCAUUCAGCAAAUAAUUAUUCAGUAUUUGCUAUGUUUGGAGUAGUCUUCUAGGGCCUGGGAAUGUAACCAAUAAAACAAUUCCUAUUCUCACAGAGCUUAUAUUCUGGGUAGGGAAGACCAACAUUAAAAAAUUAGAAGUAAAUUAUAUAAUUUUUUAAGAAGCUAAUGAGUGCUAUGUAGAAAAGUAAAACUGGGAACUCCUAUUAAUUGGCUGUCGGACCAUCUGGAUUGAUUCCAAUGCUCUAUCUUUUGAAUUUUUACUUACUUCCAUCUUAACCUCUGCUCAAAAUUCUGGGUGGGUUUCCUAUCUUAAAAUGUUUAACAAUUACAUUUUAAAUGCCUAAGGCUUUUAUUUACUGUACCUUUUCCAUAGAAUAUUUUUCUUAUAUUUGGGAUAUAAUUUUGAAUUGAGGUAGAUCAUAUAGAAGAGUACAUAAGCCUGUGUAUCCAGUUUAGGGUUGAAACUUCCUCCUUGGGCCUGUUUCCAAUUGACAGGAGGAAUGUGAUAGACCCAGCUGGCUCUGGUGUCUCUCCAGUGACAAUGAGUGAAGGUGCCGAGGGGCACCCUGAGCCAUGCAGGUCCCACCUGUGGGUGCUAGUGGCUAUUUCCAAAGAACGUGGAGGUGGGUGUUAGUGUUCUUUGGAGAGCAGCCAUCUCGAGAGGGAGACACUGAGCCAGUGUGCCUAGUAACUAUAAACUCCAUCUUGAAAGCAAGGAAACUCCUGAAAUGAUCAAUUAGGAGAGUGGCAGCCCGGAUGGAAGGAGGCUGGAAUCCAGCCGAGGCCUCAAUAGAGGCAGCUUUUAGACACAGGUGACAGAUGAGGUGUUAGGUGAGAGGGUGAGUCAGGAAAGGUUUCUUUCCUUUUGGGGGCUGGGGCGCAGUAGGGGUAGGGAUAAAUUCAAUCCUGGCCACUGUUUGAGUUUCAGGAGCUUGUGGGGUAGAACUGAAAAUGCCCUGUAGGUUGGCAGUAAUUAGUAUGUAUUUAUCUUUCAGGAGAAUGUGGCGUAUAUUUGAGAGUCAUAAACGUAUAAAGUAAAUAACAUGAGUAAAGUUGCUCAGUAUGAGAAGAGAAGCAAGCUUGGAACAGAAUACUGAUUUUCCUGUUUUGUUUUUAACGACCUUAUUGGGGUAUAAUUUAUAUACGAUAAACUGCACCCAUUUAAAGUGUACGGUUCAAUGAGUUUCAGAUAUGCACACCCACGAAAGCACCACCAUCACAUCACCAUCAAGACACAACAUUUCCACUGCCCCCAAAGUUUCUUCAGGCCCCUUUUAGUCCUUCCGUUUCUGCACACCCUGGUCGGAGGCAACUACUUGUCAGCUUUCUCCCACUAUAGAUGAAUUUGCUUCCAGAAUUUUAUGUCUGGUUUCUUUUGUGCCUGGUUUCUUUCACUUAGCAUUACCCAUCUGAGAUUUAUCCAUGCAAUUGCGUGGAUCAGUACAGUAGUUCCUUUUAUUAUGGAGUGAUAGACUCACAUUUCCUUUAUUCAUCCACUAGUUGAUAGACAUUUGGGUUGUUUCCAUUUGGGGGCUCUUAUGAAUAAAGCUCUGUGAACACCCACAUACAUACGUUUGUGUGGACAUAAUGUUUUCAUUUCCUUUGGGUGAAUAGGAACCGAACGUCUGAUUCAUACAGUAGGGGUACUUCAAUUUUUAAGAAACUGCCAGUAUCACAAAGAGGUUGUGAUAUUUUAUGUUCCCACCAGUAAGAGGUCUGAUUGCUCCAAGUCCGUACAACCCUUGGUAUUCUCAACAUAAUUUUUAGUCAUUCUAAUAGGUGUCUCGUGGUUUUAAUUUGCAUUGCUGUGAUGACUAACAAUGCCCCUGUACUUAUUGGCCAUUUGUAUAUCUUUAGUUAAGUGAUUGUUGCCUGUUUUUCAGUUCGGUUGUCUUUUUAUAAUUGAAUUGUAAGAUAUCCUUAUAAAUUCUGAUACAAGUCCUUUGUCAGAUCUACCUACUUUGAAUAUUUUAUCUUGUGGCUUGUUUCAUUUUCUUAACUGCCUUUCGAAGAGCAAAAGAUUUAAUUUUGAAAAAGUCCAAUUUACCAAUACUUGUUUGUGGUUUAUGCUUUUUGUAUUCUAAGAAAUCUUUGCCUAUCCCAAGAUGGCAAAGAUCGCCUUUUUAAAAAAUUUUUAUUUUAUAUUGGAUGUAGUUGAUUUCCAAUCGUUGUGUUAGAUCUUUGCUUCUCAGUUUGUAGUUUUAGCUUUUAUAUUUAAGCCUAUCAUCCAUUUAGCGUUAAUUUUUGUGUGUGGCAAAACACCAAUUUUUAGAGGGUGGGAGAAAUGGGAAGAGCCCUGAAGGAUAAAUAGAUUCUGAAGAAAAUUAUGUUUUCGAAGCUAUGAAAGGAGCAGGUGGAGUCGUAUGCGCUGGAAAUCGUCUGAUUAUGGCUGCAAAGUAGUUACUGGCUAUGGAAGUUUACUGAGUAUCCACUCUGUGCCCAACACAUCCCUUUUGCUCUCAAGUUGUUUGGUUUCUUGAGUGGGGGUAGAUUAUGCUUCGAGGAAAUGUACGGAUAAGAGAAAAGCUUAUGGUGGAUCGAGUGGAGACUUUUUGUUUUUGAGGCGCGGGCUCGUUUGUAUGAUGGAGUAAAGAACAACAGAAUGAAAAGGGCGUGAGAUGGAGGUGGACAGAGUGUAGUUGCUGGGCCAGGGCCCUGAAAGGCAGAGAAGAAUGGGACCCACAGCCUAGUGGAGGGGCUAAUUCAGACGUGGAGGGACCCACGCGCACCAGACAGGGCUCCAGGCAGGAAGAUGGGGAAGAUGAGUUGCGGGUCGUAGACGGGGUAUCCUCGCAAACCUGAGAGCUGGAGGAGGGAAGGAAUUAAGUUUAACAAGGGCCACCUAAAGCCUAUGUAAGGCAGGACUUUGCAAGUGGGAGGUUUGCCUGAGAGUGUCAUUGGGGCCCGUCACGUGGGAGGCAAGAUCGUCUCCGGACCCCGGGCGCCAGACCCGAGUGCGUUGCCCAGCGCGACGUCCGGACUACACGCUCCAGGAUGCAUCGGGGCCGGCGCAGGAAGCGGCCAGCCCGGAGCGGCUCCCCAUUGGAGGCGGCGGCGGUGACGCGCCCACCGGAAGGCCCGCCUCCGCCCUGGGACUCCGAGGAGUGAGGUAUUCCCGGCGGCGUCAUGCGUCCGGAAAAGGCCCUGUCUUGGUACCGGCGCAUGUCUAUGCUGUACGGACUGGGCGCCUGGACCCUGCUGGGCUCCUUGUUUUUGUAUAAUCAGAGAAAGAGCAAGCCUCCAGGUGGUGAAGUAGAACAAAAGGAUGUCUCAACAAAUGAACUGUCUGAACCCCCGAAAGGGUUUUAUGUGGAAACGGUUGUCACAUAUAGAGACAAUUUUGUUCCAAUUACUGCCAGGAUCGUCAACUAUUUGAAAUCAUGGACUGGUGGCCCUGGACCAAAAUCAUGAUGGACGGCUGAAUUCUGAAAACAGGACUUUGGUUCAGCAUAUAAAUUUGAGAGAUACUGUGAUUUCCACUUUCUCUUUGUGAAAAGUGUAUACAUUUAAUUUUGUUGUAAAAUAGAAUCCCUAAUAAUAUGCAAUAAAUAUUUCCUUGAAGAAAAGUAAA